Poeciliopsis prolifica (blackstripe livebearer) is the source of this 5607-nucleotide messenger RNA. RefSeq names its product axin 1 (gene axin1). The transcript is spliced from 12 exons. The coding region runs from base 547 to 3081 and encodes 844 amino acids. The record is from RefSeq and is a predicted model, not a curated record. NCBI's taxonomy places the organism in Eukaryota, Metazoa, Chordata, Actinopteri, Cyprinodontiformes, Poeciliidae. Gene Ontology annotation, biological process: negative regulation of canonical Wnt signaling pathway.
CCGCCCCCCUGCUGGGCGGCCCAUGAGCCCGUCGAUAUGCUGGUUUGAUGUUGGAUGGAAAAUUAGAACCCCCCACAACAAACGGAGGGCUGGAACAGAGAGACUGGAACAGAGACAGAGAGGAUAGAAAGAGAACAACCAUCGACAGAUGGACUCUGUUGUGAUUAAAGAUGGCGUCAGUCUUCACUGCAGACUACGAAGGACUGUAUCCGAUCAGUAAAGAAGUGGUGGGAGUUGUCUUUGGUUCUUGUCAUCAGAACCAUGAAGAACACAGUGUGGUACAUCAGCAGGAAGAAUUGGACUGCACAGAUAGACUCACACAGCAACGUUCUAGUCCAGUCAGUUCGUUCCUUUUGUGGGAAAUUAGACUGGCGUUCUUAUUAUUGCAGGAUAAUGCAUUAAAUAAGAUUACAAUGGAAUUGAAAAUGAUAGGAUUCAGACCUGGAGGAUGCAUGAAGAUGACAAUCAAACUCAAGGAGCUUUUUCAGAGAAGCAUAACUAGAAUACUGGAUCCAACAGUUGUGCAGCGUUGGCACCGCAGGGUUCAUGGAUGCUGGGACUAUGAGCAUCAGCGACCAAAGGGGCUUCAUCUCAGACCUGGGAGGCAGCUUCACUGAGGAUGCUCCCAGACCUCCAGUUCCCGGGGAGGAAGGAGAGCUGGUGUGUGAUGAUGGUCGCCAGCACGGCAACCUCACCUCCUUCUCCAAGAGCGAGGGCGCCAAAUGUGAGGCGUCUGUGGCCACGCCCAGGCGGUCAGACCUGGAUCUGGGCUUCGAGCCAGAGGGCAGUGCUUCUCCAACACCACCCUACUUAAAAUGGGCAGAGUCCCUUCAUUCUCUCCUGGAUGACCAGGAUGGCAUCCUUCUGUUCGGGAAAUUUCUCAGGCAAGAGGACUGCGCAGACAUGCUGGACUUCUGGUUUGCAUGCAGUGGCUUUCGCAAACUGGAAGCCAGCGAGGGGAACGAGGAGAAGAAAGUAAAACUGGCGAAAGCCAUCUAUAAAAAGUACAUCCAGGACAACAAUGGAAUUGUCUCCAGACAAAUCAAACCAGCUACCAAGUCUUUCAUCAGAGAUUGUUUGAUGAGGCUUCACAUUGACCCUGCAAUGUUUGACCAGGCUCAGACUGAGAUACAGAGCAGGAUGGAGGAAAACACUUAUCCUUUGUUCCUUAAAUCUGACAUAUAUUUGGAAUACACACGGACAGGAGGAGAGAGCCCCAAGCUGUGCAGUGACCGGAGCUCUGUUUCUGGGAAUGAAAAGGGACUGUCAGGGUAUUUACCAACUCUAAAUGAAUAUGAGGGGCCAGAGGAGACCGAGCGUGACCUCACCCCAAGCAGCCAGCUCACUCAGAAGCUGUUGAUGGAGACGGUACCCCAGCAAGCUGCCAGCAGUGCAAAAUUCCAGGACAGCCAGGAGAACAGGCAUGGACAGUGUCGAGACUCCAUCAACCCGUACUACGUCAACAUUGGUCAUGUUCUGGCCCCAGCCCCCAGUGCCAAUGACAGCGAGCAGCAGAGCAUAUCCAGUGACGCAGAGACACUUUCUCUCACAGACUGCAGUGUAAAUGGUGCUCCACCAUACCGAUACCGCAAACACCCUCGCCGGGAGAUGCAUGAGAGUGCCAAAGCAAAUGGGCGAGUGCCACUACCUCAUUUUCCACGCACAAACCGGAUUCCAAAGGACAUACACGUGGAGCCGGAGAGGUUCGCUGCAGAGCUGAUCAAGAGGCUGGAGGGCGUCCUGAGGGAGAGGGAGGCCGAGGAGAAACUGGAGGAGAGGCUGAAAAGAGUCCGACUGGAGGAAGAAGGAGAUGAAGUUUCCUCCCCCUCAUCAUUACCCAGUCAAAGAUUCCCACCUAGUGCUUAUUCACUGAAUUACAACCCCCGCUAUGCUGACAUCACAUACAGCAGUCCUUUUGUCCAAGAUGCUCACGAGGAAAACCCAGAGAGUAUCUUGGACGACCACGUCCAGCGGGUCAUGAAGACGCCCAUCUGCGAGUCUCCAGGAAUCGGGCGCCACUCCCCCAAGUCGCGCUCUCCAGAUGGUUUCUCAGGGGUGAGAGGGGUGGCACAGUCAGGUCAGGGGAAACAUUCAGCCAGACACGGUUUGAAAGGUGAGACGAGUCAUGCGUACCACCACAAACACGUGCCUCACAGUCACAUGACUGCAGUGGACCCUGAAGGGGCCAUGCGUACACACGGCAACCCCGCCUGGAACCUGGAGACAAGCUAUUACGGCUCAAAAUCUCGAAGCUAUGCAGAUGGCAUGACAUCUAACCCUGUGGACCACAUAGGCUACAGCAGCAAAACUGGCCCGCAGUGUAAAAGGGCAUUCAAGAGAGGCGAAGAGGCGAGAGCUUAUGAUGUGCCAUGGCCUGCGGAGGAAAUGGAGAAAAAACAAAAGAUCCUGUUGUGGCUGAUGGAGGGACAGAAAGAAAUGGCUCAACAAAAAAGAAGCCCACAUGGGAGUGUCAGUGGGUCCAAGAGGACUGCGAACCAUGAGGGAUCUCGCCUCGGCUCCUCAGACAGAUCAGGGUCCAUGCAUUCAUGCAGCAACGUGCAGCCGUUUCACCCUUUCAUCCAGGACCCUACUAUGCCUCCGAACCCGGCUCCCAGCCCCCUCAUCCAACUGGAGGAAGUUUGUCGACGGCUUGAAGAGGAAAAACUGAAGACUGGAUCUCUGCAACCCAAGCAGAGGUAUGUGAUGGAGGUGAUCCAAAGGGGUCGCGCAGCAGUCAGGCCUGCACCGGUCCCUCUGCUCAACGUGGUGCCCGCCGUUUCAGACAGCGAGCUCUCCGAGCCAGAACAUAAAGCCACUAAAAAGCAAUCCUGUGAGAAUAUUACUGUGGCCUACUACUUUUGCGAAGAGCUGAUACCGUACAGGACGUCUGUCAGAGGGAGGGUUGUCACAUUGGGCCAGUUCAAAGAACUUCUAACAAAGAAAGGAAACUACAGAUAUUAUUUCAAGAAGGUGAGCGAUGAGUUUGACUGUGGGGUGGUGUUCGAAGAGAUACGCGAGGAUGACGCCGUCUUGCCCAUCUUCAAGGAAAAGAUCAUCGGGAAAGUUGAAAAGGUUGACUGAUGUGAACGCCGAAGGGAAAAAAAGGUAAAGUUGAAGUGGAGAGCAGAAGCUGAAGGUGAAAAGGAAGUGAGAAACAGAGAUCAGAGGAAAAUGUGACAGCAGGUAUGGAUAAGAAGUGCUGAAGAGAAGACCUCAUCCACAUUUUUUGGAGUUCGAUGUAGCAUUGUAAAGUUUUCUAGAGAGAUAAAGAACAAAAGGACUCCUGAAGCUGCAUAUUUUUGAUAAGGAUUUAUGAGAGGAAGCCUUUCCUAAAGUAGCAGCACUUCCAAUUUUUUAAAUGUCCAGAUGCCAGAUAUGUACAGUUUGUGUUAAAAGGGUAAUCGCUUUUUUAAAAAUUAUUAUUAUUGUGUUUCAUCUACUUAAAAUGAAAUGGUUGAGUUUUAUUAAAAUGGUUCUCGGGUUAAAGGUGAUAGAAAAUCCUUUUCAAAGGAGACAUUUUUCUUGUCUUGAAUGUUUGUGAUCUUCUAAGUGCUUUUAUAUGUUAUCAGAACUUUAUUUUGAUAGGCUGCUUGUUUAUCCUCAUGUUCUGAAUACGUUCUCUCAGUUGAGGUUUUCUUAAUCUUACAGGUGGAAUCUUUUGGCACAGUUUGGAAGGUUUAAUGUCAUUUAAGAUAUUUAACGAACACUGAGAGUAAUUUAAUAUGAAAUGAAGCUAUUUAUUACAAGAAUAUCAGAACUGACGCAGAUGUGUAAAAUAUUUCUGGUGUUCCUGGUUUGGUGUACAUUGACUGGCAAUGUAGCUAACAUCAUUUUUUUUUUUUUUUUUGUCCAAUAGCAGCUCAAAGUAACAAAAGAAAUGUGAUGCAAUAAUUUCUAAACUAAAAAAAAUAAAAUAAAAAGAAAAAUUGGAAUCCAAAUGUGAAUCUAUGCAAAAUUAUCACAAAAAGUAUUUUCCCCUUGGCAUAUUUCUUCUAAUUUUUCCCAUUUGGUCACAUUCCUCCAGAUCAUUAAAUACAUUUUUAUAUCAAACACAACCACAGUAGAGACAAAAUAUUUUCAAAUUAUUUCUGUAAGAAACAAAAGCUCUCUAAACUAACAUGGCACCCUAUGUGUGGAAGCGUAAUUACCCUCCAAACAUUAUAAUUGGUUGUGUGACUCUUGCCAGCAAAAACUACCAUCAGUCUUUUAACUAGAAGAGAUUCUUUUAAAUAUGAUUUGAAUCUCUGAAUCUUUGAAUAUGUAGUUACUAUUGAAUGAUAUUUUAUGCUUAACCAUUUUACUGUUAAUGCCAUCUGUAAAACUAAAAAAACAGCUGUUUUACUGGAAGGUUUUAAGAAGAAAAUCUCUGACACUUUUGUUGUUUUCCUUCUUUUAUUUUUUUGCAUUUGACUUGCAGUCAGUAAUUGUCAUUAUGUCUCUUUUCCAAGAUUUCUUAAAUAAUGAACUCCAUCAUACACACUGUAUGUUGUUGCAGCAUUUCUUCUUUUGCAACUUUAAACCUUGAAUAACUCUGCAGUCUGUAAAUCAAUGAAUGCAGGUUGAUUCCUAACUGGAAGCCUUCUCUGUGUGCCUGGCAGGAGUAUUUUGAUCUAUAUGUGAUAAAUACAUUUUGCACCAAAGAAACAAAAAGAUAUCCUUCGGAACGACCCAUUUAAACGUCAUUUUACAUCAGCGCUUUAUAUCCCAAUUGUUCCUUUUUCGUAGUAGAAAACACACUGAAGACCUAACCUGUUUUUGUGAUGGAGAUUUUCUUAUAAAUAUCAGUAAUGGACUGAAGAAAUACUUGAUGAAGCUUGCAGAGUUACCGUUUUGGUUCUACUCGAUGAGUAAAAUGUCUGUCAUUUUAUGUAGCCUACCAUCUUGACCAUGGAAAGAGAAUGCUAAGGAUAUUUUCUGCACUGAAAUGGCACAAAAACUAAUACUAAUGAUUUGAUGUCAGCUAAGUUCGCAAAGACAAAAUGGGGAUUCAAGGCCACCACAUUUGUUUGUUUAUUUCUUAUCAUUGUGCGGGAAUCCAUAGUGAGAAAUGAGCCAUUGUAAGGAUGUGGAUUCUUAUAGCAAGCAAAAACACUGGCCAUGAAUGCUGACUAUGUGUUUUAUUGGAACACGGCAUGUUAUAUUUUUUCUUUGUUUUUAAAGAUGCUGCUUUUUACAUUACUAACUUAAAUCAAUUUAAUAUAUUUGUUGUUUAUUAGUGUCUAGCAAUUACCAGCUUGUUAAUUUAUGUGGUUUCAACAUCUUCUGUUUGAGUUAUCAUCCCUUUGAAACAAAGAAUCUGUUCUGUAUGAGCUCUUCUCCCAUUAAAUCAAUGUAAUGUAUACACUGAAUUACAGAGUGCCUUUAUUGCUAUGCUAAUGAUGUCUGCAGCCCAACUUGACACAGUUUUCUCCUUUGUUGACAUAUUUUUCAUGUGAAUCACUUUUUUUCAACCUAUUUAUGUAAAUAUGUAGAAUUUAAGCUGUUGGGAGUAGGCAGCUCAGCCUUCACAUUUACAGUCUUGGACCUGUUUUUUUUUUUUCUUGUUUUGUUUUGUUCACUAAUCAGCAUGGUGGCCAUUUUAAGGUACCAGAAUAAUAAAUUCAUGCA